Molecule: messenger RNA, 708 nt
Organism: Maylandia zebra (zebra mbuna)
Lineage: Eukaryota; Metazoa; Chordata; Actinopteri; Cichliformes; Cichlidae
Source: RefSeq, a predicted model, not a curated record
AGUCUGCAGAGAUCAGUGUGUGGAAACAAAAGGUGGAGGCUCACACAGAGUGAGGAAAGCGUCUAUCCUGUGGAGAGAAGCCGUGCUGUCAUUCAAAUCAGAAUGUUAACUCUCAUCUGGGUGAUUCUGCUCUUCGCUGACACAGGUUCUGGGACUCCUGAGUGUCCAAAGAACAACAGCAUAAUCACACAAAGUGGUAAAAAUGUAUCAGCACAGGCUGGACUGUGUGUUUUUCUAGCAUGUUCUUUUACGAAAGAGGAUGGUGAUGUUGAAAAUAUAACUUGGUAUAAACAUGAUGGAAACAUAACUAAAACAAUAUUUGGCUCCAGUAACAAUAUGAAAACUGAACCUGAGUUUAAAGGGAGGGUGUCACUGUUGGAGGCUGACCUGAAAAAGAACUGCAGCAUCAUUAUCAAUAACCUCACCAAGUCGGACUCUGGAUCAUAUCACGCUGUCGCUAAGACAAAGACUCACUGCACACUGAUUGCAAACAUCACAGUCACAGUUACAGAGCUGAGUGAAAAGCCCAAACUGGAAAUUCCUGAAAUAACAGAGGGAGAGCAGACUACACUGACCUGCAGCGCUCCUGGUCUCUGCUCUGGAUCCACUCCUAAUAUCACCUGGAUAUGGAGUGGAUCAGGACAAAACCUCUAUGAAAUCAAAGAAAACAACAUUGAAUUCCAGUCUGAGGAUAUGCCUGCCUUCAAG